CCCCUGCAGUUGGUCCCCAUAUUGGUCGUUAUUGUGGCCCGACGUCCCCGGGCCGUGUGAUCUCGUACACCGGCAUCCUGUCCAUGACCAUCACCACGGACAACGCCAUCGCCAGAGAGGGGUUCUCCGCCAACUACACCAUCCGAGAGAGGAUCCUCCCCCCGGGACACGAAGAUGAGGACUUCGCCUGCAUGGAGCCGCUGGGCAUGGAGUCGGGGGAGAUCACCUCGGAGCAGAUCAGCGCCUCGUCGCAGUAUAACUCCAACUGGUCCCCCGAACGCUCGCGGCUGAACUACGAGGAGAACGGCUGGACGCCCUCUGAUGACACCGUCAGGGAGUGGGUGCAGGUCAGUGACAUUCGGCUCUUUUAG
Messenger RNA from Notothenia coriiceps (black rockcod), 371 nucleotides. Its product is annotated as neuropilin-1-like. The coding region runs from base 84 to 371 and encodes 95 amino acids. Gene Ontology annotation, biological process: positive regulation of endothelial cell migration; positive regulation of filopodium assembly; vascular endothelial growth factor receptor signaling pathway. Gene Ontology annotation, cellular component: axon; plasma membrane; focal adhesion. Lineage: Eukaryota; Metazoa; Chordata; Actinopteri; Perciformes; Nototheniidae. Gene Ontology annotation, molecular function: semaphorin receptor activity; vascular endothelial growth factor binding; vascular endothelial growth factor receptor activity. The transcript is spliced from 3 exons. The record is from RefSeq and is a predicted model, not a curated record.